GCGGUGUAGGCUUCCCCCUGCUCCCGGCGAGAAAGAAUCCCGGGCUCCUCUCAGCUCAAGAUCGAGGAGCACAGAGGGACUAGGGGCCACAGAACAGUGACUGAGAUUUCAAAUACGUAAAUAAAUAAGAUGAAGAGGCUGCCCAAAUAGCUAUGUCUUUUCAGUUGUUGGAAUUGACAAUCAUGGAUGAAAACCAGUUAAUUGAACAAGUCCUGGACCAAUUUAUUCAUCGCCAUGAGCAGACAUAUGAAGAAUUUUUAAACACUUUCACUUAUCUUUCAAAAGAUCAUAAACCUGGCACAGACUCUUCGGGAGCCCUCUUUGCCACAGUCGUGUUUCCUCGUGAUCAGCAAGUCAGAAAUGAGCACCUCCUUGCCAGUCCUGUAGCCCCACCGCCCGAGGAGGAGCAGAUUGUGAUUGAUGAAGGCCAGAAAGUUGGCAUUUCCAGUCACGGGGACCUAAAGUGGGCAGGAAAGGUGAAGGUAGACAAUUUCCUAGAUUUGGAAGAUUUUGACAGGGAUGAAGAGACCGGCCACAAGCUGAGCCCAGAGUCAAUGCUGCUUCCGGGAGAGGUAGAAGAUGAAGCACAUUUCUCUGUUGCGAGCUACGUCCCUUCUUUUGACCAGCAUUCGUGCUCUGAACCAAAGACCCAGCCAACAGAACAACCAGCUUACAGGCAUUUGACGGAGGUAUCUGGAGAUGAAGUUCAGCCCUUCUCACUUGAUGAAGAAUUUGACUACGACACCGUGACGCUAACCCCCAAGUUCUCUAUUGCAGAGAUGAAAACAAUUAUAGAAAUGUCUAGACAGAGUAGAUUGAACCCUGGCAUGGAGGGCGAAGAACCAAAUAUCUGAUUUGUAACAAUUUUUUCUUGCUUUCUUUUAUUCCUCUUAUUUUUAUCAGACAAUAUUAGAAUAAAAGGCAAACAAGUGCUGUACCUUAAA
Molecule: messenger RNA, 944 nt
Organism: Gracilinanus agilis (Agile Gracile Mouse Opossum)
Lineage: Eukaryota; Metazoa; Chordata; Mammalia; Didelphimorphia; Didelphidae
Gene: IFTAP
Product: intraflagellar transport associated protein
Exons: 8
Coding region: 153-854 (233 amino acids)
Biological process (GO): spermatogenesis; acrosome reaction
Cellular component (GO): cytosol; 9+0 non-motile cilium
Molecular function (GO): intraciliary transport particle A binding
Source: RefSeq, a predicted model, not a curated record